This is a messenger RNA of Erigeron canadensis, 1617 nucleotides long. RefSeq names its product protein NODULATION SIGNALING PATHWAY 1-like. Bases 1 to 1617 code for a protein of 538 amino acids. Gene Ontology annotation, molecular function: DNA-binding transcription factor activity; sequence-specific DNA binding. Gene Ontology annotation, cellular component: nucleus. The record is from RefSeq and is a predicted model, not a curated record. NCBI's taxonomy places the organism in Eukaryota, Viridiplantae, Streptophyta, Magnoliopsida, Asterales, Asteraceae. The transcript has a single exon. Gene Ontology annotation, biological process: regulation of DNA-templated transcription.
AUGAUGAAACAAGACUCAUUGUUCUUACCUUCUUUUCCCCUAAACACAACCCUCAUGUCUGAAACGACGUUGUUUGAAGAAGAACUGAAUCCAGACUUGGACCCGGGUCACAUUUUGGAUUGGUUAGAAGAUUCAAUGCCACACGUGCCACUGAUCCUAGAUGAUCUAUAUGGCACGGCUGAUGAUAUCACUGAUCCUUGGUGGGGGCUGGACUCCAUUGAUGAUAACAUCAACUUUGCGGACAGUUUUAGCAACACUGUCAGCAGUACAACUAGUUCAUCACCGGCUGAUCAUCUAAUCAUUGCCUGUGAGCAGCCACCACACGAGACGGUGUCUGAUCAGUUGAAAAAACGCAAAGGACCAGAAGAUCAUAUGCCAAUACCACAAGGGAAACGAGCAAGUGGAAACAAGAAAGGGACAACCAAAUCAACAAAGGGUACUAUUAAUAGUGAUAACAACGGACGAUGGGCAGAGCAGUUGCUCAACCCAUGUGCUGCAGCGAUUUCUUUAGGCAACGUGACUCGUGUUCAGCACCUCCUAUUUGUUCUUCAAGAACUAGCUUCACCCACCGGAGAUGCUAACUAUAGAUUAGCGUCUCACGGGAUGCAAGCACUACUAAACCACCUCUCAUCAGUCACCAACACUCCUGCAAAGGUGGUGAUCCCAGCAGUCAGUUUCGGCACGUCAACACCCAGAUUCUUUACACAAUCUCUAAUCAAAUUUAACGAAAUCAAUCCAUGGUUCACAAUCCCCAACAGCAUUGCCAACAACGCCAUCCUGCAAGUCUUGUCAGAGCAGGAUCAUAUUCAUGGGUCAUGUAAAACUCUUCACAUACUCGAUGUUGGGGUCUCCCAUGGUUUCCAAUGGCCCACUCUUUUAGAAGCAUUGAGUCGCCGACCAGGUGGUCCACCACCAUUGGUUCGACUCACUGUAGUCCCACCAACCCUCGACAACCAUCAAAUUCCUUUUGCAAACUGUCCACCUGGCUACGACUUCGCUUCAAAUAUUCUUCGUUAUGCCAAAGACGUGCACGUUAACUUACAGAUCAAUAAACUCGACAACUUCCCUUUGGAAAACCUAAACGCGCAAAGCAUCAAUACUUCCCCAGAUGAAACAUUAAUCAUAUGUGCUCAGUUUAGACUACACAACCUUAAUCACACCAAACCUGACACCAGAACAGAGUUUCUGAACAUAAUCCAAAGUAUGCAACCACAAGGAGUCAUUCUAAGUGAUAACAACAUAGAUUGCAUCUGCAACAACUGCAGCGGCUUUGAUUCACGAUUUUCUCAAAGUUUAGAUUAUUUAUGGAGUUUCUUGGACUCUACAAGUGUGGCAUUUAAAGGAAGGGAUAUGGAAGAAAGGAGACUUUUAGAAGGAGAAGCUGCAAAAGCAUUGAUGAACACUUGCGAAAUGAAUGAAAAGAAGGACAAAUGGGGGGAAAGGAUGAGUAGUGUGGGGUUUGUAGAAAAUGCAUUUGCAGAAGAUGUCGUGGAUCAAGCUCGUGCAUUGUUGAAGAAGUAUGAUAGUCAUUGGGAAAUGAAAGUUGAAGAGAAAGAUGGCUCAUUAGGCUUAUGGUGGAAAGGCCAACCAAUUUCAUUUUGUUCUUUAUGGAAAUAG